Messenger RNA from Oryza sativa Japonica Group (Japanese rice), 1683 nucleotides. The record is from RefSeq and is a predicted model, not a curated record. NCBI's taxonomy places the organism in Eukaryota, Viridiplantae, Streptophyta, Magnoliopsida, Poales, Poaceae.
CAAUGUCAUUAUAAAUAUUGCAUUGUGGGGAGAGCGGGCAACAAGCUUUCCUGAAGACGCGAUUAUCAGUGCUGGUGAAAAGGAACCGCAGGUGGCAAUCUUUGUUGGCACACUUGUGCGGGGCUAUGUCAGAAAUGCCUCUCUAGGAAAUGUCUCUUUGUCAGGUAACUCUGCUUGCAAAUGGUAUAUCAACAUCGACACACCAGAGGUGAACUCCUUCAAAGAUAGCAUCAAAGGGAACUACGAGCCCAUACAGUUUAUCGAUAUACCGGUUCCAAAUGUUAUUGUUGGUGCUGAACAGAAAACAGUUGCUCAACUUAAGGAGCUCCACCCAUUUAAAUUCAAGAAACAUGAGUUCCAGGUUACUGUUGUUAUCAAGAAGUUCUGCAUGCAGGCCUCCUGGUGGUAUACAGCCUGUGAUAUCUGCAAAAAAACUGCAAAGCCCUAUGGAAGAGCAUACAGGUGUGGAGACCCAACAUGCCCACCUAUUGUUUCAGCCUCACCAAGGUUAGUUCUUCUAAACCAAAAGAUCCUAAGCAAUAGGGAGUUAUUGUUGUUGUAUGACAAUUGAUAUCUGGAUGGUUGUUGCAGAUUCAAGCUGAAUAUAAUAGCAGGAGAUGAGACAGCAGAGACCACAUUUAUUCUCUUUGGCCGUCUAGCUCAGAGGCUCAUUGGUCGCUCCGUUGAUACACUGCUCCAUGAGAAUCCAUCAGAUAAAGACUAUAUACCAAGUGCAAUUACUGACCUGCUUGAAAAGCAAUUUGUCUGGAAUGUCAGUAUCACAGAGAACACAGUUGCAACAGGCGUUUUGUCAUUCCAAGUGAAUAGGAUUGUUGGGGGUGUUGUUAACAAUACCUUGGCCCUUCUGCAGUCUCCCUCUGGGUCGCAGGCAUAUGCUCUGGGGCCUACAAUGGCUCUAUCACCAGCUGCAUCACAUGAUCAAUCUAUUGCCCAGUCCUCAGCACCUGCAACCCCAUCGGUUGAUAUCAGUGAUACUAAUGUUGGGGCAACUAGCCUGAGAAUCACUGGAUCUCAAGACCAGAAUAUAGAUCUGGAGUGUGCAUCAAAGACUCCUGCACAGACAGCUGAAGAAGAUGAGUAUGAUCAGGAUGGUGAUGAUCUUCCUCUGUCACAGAUGUGCACUGGUGUUGCUACUAAAACUAGCACCUCUAAAGCAUAUAAGAAAAGACCAAGGCCAUCUCCUGUCACAGGGGCUGCGAAGAAGCUCUUCAAGGACACAGAUGAUGAGGGUGCUGGUGGCAGUCGUUCCACCAGGGCAUAAUCCAAGCAGAGUAGCAGUACACCAUUAUUUUGGGUUCAAACAGUUCUUAAGCACUUCAACAUUUGCAUCACCUGGCUCAGGCAUCUGCGGCUAUCCUGGCCCUGUAACUGCAGAAGAGAAGCAAGGAGAUCGCCGAUGUUGUCAUAGUGCUCCUAGAAACUGUGCCUUUAUUAAGCUUGAAGGAUGCUUAUGAAAGCAUUUGUUAUAGCCUUAUGUCUUUUGCUUAAACCUACCGAUGAUCGCCAUGCAGUUAUACAGCUAGGAUUCGGCAUUAUCAUGACAUAUCAUGAUAAUCCUGAAUACUGGCAGGUUUCGCCAGUCAUUCUGUAAUGGCACCUAAUUCCGGCCUAGGCAUAUUUGUGCAAGACCUAUAAUGCAUCCUCUUCAAUUACUAUUGCUAA